ACAGUGACUUCGUUCAAUUCCUAUCAUUCUGCUGGCCAUCAUUAGCGGCACUGCGUCCAGAUGGCGGCAAUACUCGAGGAGGAGGUUCCUCUCGGACCGGGUCCUGGGAAUACUAUGGAUGCAAGUCCCGGCCCUGUUGGAUUCCGAGUAUACAAGCGUCACUGCGACCGUCAUCGUUAUGAGCGUGAUUUCCGUCGUCGUUUACGUAAUCUCCGUGUAGCUGAGUUGCGCUUCGGUCGUGCCUUAGAGCCAAAAUGCCGAGAUUCACCAGAUGAGGAUUGUCGCGUUGUCCACAGGGUCUUCUCUGAGUUAGAUUCCAUACGUCCGCAACUUCUGGAAUGUUUCCAUAAGGCUCCGGAUUCUAUUAUCAAUCGUUUGCGUGAUUUAUUGGGGGCUUCCUUGGGUAUUGCGUUCGACGUAGAGAAUAACACCGGCAGGGACGAUCACAGAUCCAACACAAAGCAUACUGAGGAUAAUGUUACUGUACAGCCUCCCGAUAUAGAUCUAUCUUCAAGCCAAGAUCAAAAUUUCUUUUCCCCGGUCUUUGUGGAAACCACUUUGUCUACUCUUACUGAAUGCUAUGACACAAUUGCUAAUUUAGAGCAUCAGGUUUCGAAACUCACUCGGGAGAACAUAGACCUAGGAUUAAAGCUAUCUUGGGCUUAUUCCGAUAUUUGCUCAAUGGAUAUGGAGAAUGCGUACACUGAGCAACGUUACCUGGAAUCCCUAACCAGUCUGACCGAAAGUUUGUACGAGUAUUCAACUCAAUGUUCGAAGCUCCAAAGCUUAGUCCUGAGGCAGGGUAUCCGAAUAUGCUCUCAAAAUCGCGCAUUGUCCAACCUGGAAAAGGAGGCGGCGAAAUAUUCCCACUUGAACGCUACCAUAUGCCCUAUAUUUACUAAGUGUAGUGUUAAUUUCGAUUCUGAUCCCGGAUCUGUUGGUAUGGCAGACUCCAAUGAACCCACGAUAGAGCGUUUCUUCAUCUGCGAGGGCGACCGUACUACCAGUGCUUAUGACUCUGAUGGCCAAGGAUCUGUUCUUGGGGUGUCUGUGCCUUCUAUACAACCGCAGAUACAUAAUGGCAGCUCCUUAUUCUAUGAAUGUGGUACAAUGCCCAUGGUUGAACAAGGCAUGGCCUCUGGUCAACUUGCCAUAGGUCAGUACAGGCAGGUUCCUAGGUCUAUGUUCCAUGAUACUAGCAAUUCCAUUGAGGUAUCUGAAGUAUUAAGAUCUACUUCUAAGCCAGUUUCUGAAACUGCGACAAUGUCGCAUACUGCUGAUAACGAGGUUCAAGUAGCGGCACAAGACGGGAUACCGGAAACUGUCUCUGGCACAUCUAAGAACGGCUCGAGGCAUGAAAUGGACAUUAGUGAUACUGGUGUGAGCAAGUUGAAAACGGAAAAUUCUGCGCUGCAGAAGAAACUGCGUAAGUAUCUACGUCUUAUACGUACUCUCAAGCAUGAAAUUGAGCGUCUGCGCCCCCGGAAGUCAAUAUCUGCUGAAUUGUCUGCUGAACUAUCCACUAGUGCUGUGGUUCCAUUUGGCUUUCGUGUGUAUGAAGAGGGUAGUCCCAUUACUGGUAUAGGUCCUACCACGUCUACCGGCCUGCCUCCAGAGGACACUAAGGUCAAGGAGCUUAAGGCUGAAAUUUCAGCACUGCAGGACCAGAUUCAGCGUUACGAGAAGGCCGAGGAAGAACGGCUUCAUGUAUCCGAGAAACUGAAUUCCGAGGAGCGGCGCAGUCGUGAAUUAGCACAGGAACUCACUUCAGCACGUCGUCGUAUGGCUUCAUAUCAUCAUGAGAUUGAGCAGAUCUUGCGAUCCUGUGGCGGUGCCGAGGUACUCUUUCCGAAUGCUGAUCGCAAUUUCUCCAGUACUGCGGUAUCACAGAACCCGGACCACUCUGCAAAGUCCGGUCCACAAAUGUCGGACUUGAAGGCUGUAUUCAGCUCACUUCAGGAGCGUCUGGCAUGUUUAGAUUCCGAUAACAGUAAUCUGCGUGCUGAAUUGGAGCGUGGUCGUUCUGAUCUCGCAGCGGUUCAUGCUGAAUUAUGCCACCUGCGCAAAGAAAAUGAGCUGCUAUUGUCCGAUACGCGUGCUGCGGGAUCACUCGCCAUGGAACGCGUAUUCCAUUGCGUGACUUCGGCUAUGGAGUCACUGGCUAAAAACAAGGUGGAGGACCUUGAGGGCGUGGACUUGAGUGCCACGGCACUGGCUCCACAGGUACUAGACGAACGCACAUGUGCCCUGGAAAUGGAAAACAGAUUAUAUAAAGAGAAGGCAGAGUCGUUACUCGAUACUUUAUAUCACGUAUCCCUGGAGAGGUCAAAGAUGGCAGUGGAUAUAUCGCGUUUGAAUGGUGAGAUACAUUCAUGCCGGCAGCAGUUGCAGAAGUUUAGUAACCAGUGUGCCGAGCUCACGGCGGCUGGUCACGAAGUCGAGUGUUUACGCGCAAAGUGCAAUAUUUACAGCGAGCAGGUGGAGCGCUUGAAGCAUAUGAGCGCCGACCUGACCGACUUGAACAACAGGCUGAGUGAUGACGUCCGGUCCCUAGAGGAAAAGGGCGCUUUUGCCCGUAACGAAUCACAUUCCUUACGGGAAGAAGUGCGCCAGUUGCAGUCGCUGCUGAUUGGCGAUGCGAAGAUAGCGCAUGAUGCCAUCCGUGAUCGCGUGGCUAUAAUUGAGCUUGAAGGCAGAUGUAACAUUUUGACAGAGGCGCUAACCAAUGGCACGGCGGAGCUAGACUCUUUGCGAAGCAAAAAUUCAAACCUAAUCAAAAUGGUAAUGGAAUUGCGCUACUCCCUUGAGCAGGAGCGAGCUGCUAACGUAGAAAACAUGCGCCAAGUAAAUAGCCUGUCCGAAUCUGAAGGACGCCUCCGCAAUCAAAUAGAGCGCCAUGAAACACAGAUGGAAGGCCUCAGGGCAUCAGUGGCAUCACUUACGGAAUCGUUGGAGCAGAGUGCGGCGGACCUGCGUGCAACGCAGUCACGCUUGGCAGAGAAGGAGCAUGAUGAAGCAGGCAUGGCCUCGAAAAUAGAGAUGCUCACCUCUAACCUGAAGGUAGUCCUAACCUCUAUGCGUGACGCUAAACCGUUAAGGCUUUCUCCUAGUGAUUUAUCUGCUGUGGAUAUUUCCGGGUUGACGCAUUUCAACCCAAAUGUAUACUACACCUUGAUGGACUCCAUCCAAGCCACUAUUAUCGACUGCCAGGAUAUGACAGCCACUAGCUCAAUGGUGCAUGAUGUUACUAUCGCAAGGGACAAGAUAUACAACAUACUCAAGUGUAAUUACUUACUGACUAUCCUGGCUACUGGGUUGUGCCGUCAACUGAGUACCCUCAGCACAGGUCUCGUAGAUGCUGUCAGGUUGCAGGGAGGCUCUCUAGGCCACAUCGUGCGAUGCUUGGGUGAUAACCUCAACUUAGAUAUGAUGCGAACUGAAUUCUCAACCAAGGUCACGAAUAUCUACAGCCACGUCAAGGAACUGAACGGCUUGCUCCAGCAGGUACAGAAGAGUAAACCUACUGAUGGUAUUAAUCGCUUGAAGGAAUUCUACGAAAACAUGCUCAACAAGUCACAGCAAAAGCUGGAGCAAUUGGGUACCCUGGUCAAGACAAAGGAAAAAGAGGAGUCAUCUCUACGUGCUGAAAACUCUAAACUCAUCUCCGACUGUGCAGAUGCAGCAAACGCGUUGCACGAAUUUGAGCGCCGCCUUGAGCAGUUAUCAAAUGAGAGCAAAUCACUGUGCUCUAUAGCCAUGUCACUCAUGCCUUCUUCGGAGCACUCCGAUUGCGACCGGAAUGACCUGAAGUCGAUUCUAUCAGCCCUGAGGUCAUAUAUAUCAUCCCUGGGCUCAUACAAAGAGCGUUACAAGAAGCUUCUGGAAAAUCCACCUGAGCCCAAGGUUAUCACUGUCACUGCGCGGCCACAAGUUUCCGAUGCCUGCGUAGGAACUGUGAACACACCGGCGCAGCCACCAGCUAGCACCGCGCAGCGGGCGGAGCCGGUACCGGAGAGGCCUCCAGUGCGCUCCGGUCCACGCCUAUCUCGCCACAGGCCCACUUUGGACAUAUCAGUUAUCAAGGAAGUGGAUGCUAACGUGAGGUACUAUAUCAAGAACAUUAGGUCUAGCCUAGAGGACCAUGUAAGGAGCGUGUCUAGCCGUGGUGAUAAUAGCGACACUGAAUACGAAAGCCCUAGAUCAGUGUCAGUCGGGCGUUCUGACGCCACUGUUUGCGAUGAUAGUGAUAGCGACGAGGAUUACUCCACGUCGCUAUCACGAGGGACACUGGGUGAGGAACUUGUGCGCCGCCACACGCGCCAAUUCGAAUCGAUUUGUGACUUGGUUGAGCAAAUGCGUGACUUGAAGCCGCUGCCGAAAACACCAACACCUCAUGUUUCCUAUGCAGACCCUCCCGAUAACAGCAAACGCAAUAUAACCCCGGCGUCUGAUAUGGCUGUCAUGCACCAUUUCAAUCAGCUGUGCUCGGCACUCAAGGAAUAUACCAUAGGCACAUCAAUGGCGCUUAGCGUGGAUGAUGUAUUCUACCAGAUGGAACUAGUCAUGCUGGACCAGGGUGACCGUGAGCAUCGUAGAGCUCUGUGGGACCGUUGUGUAGCCAACUUGGUUUCGGUGGUCAUCCAAGUGCUGAAAACUGAAUCGGAGGAACGCCAGAGCGUAGUGGACGAACUUCAACGCAGGUGUAACAUGGUAUCCAGCGCAUUAGCUGAAACCAAUGGGCUAUGCCGUCUACGAGAGGAGGAACUACACCGACGCAGUGCAGAGCUUAAUGAUGCCUGCAGCAAGCUAGAUGAACUAGAGCAGCACUGCCGUAAACUUGAAGUUGAACUGGAACUGCGCCCACAGGGUUACACCGUUCCAGACGAUACUGAAAUAAGGGCACUGCAAACGGAAAUUGCGCAACGCGAGGACGAACUACGUGUGCUUAACAAGGAAGUUUCCAAACUACAUUCGGUAGUCAUUGACCUCGAGGAAAUAAACGGACUACUGACGCAGCAGAUAUCACGCUUGCGCGCUGAUAACGACCACUUGAACGCCACCGUUGACAAGCAGCAGAGGCAUAUUUCUGCAUUAAAUAGUGAGUUGUCGUGUCUAGAGGUGGAAACUGAACGCCUAAGACGAGACUACACAUAGUGUAAUUCAACAUUU
This is a messenger RNA of Babesia bovis T2Bo, 5169 nucleotides long. RefSeq lists its product as uncharacterized. The coding region runs from base 61 to 5154 and encodes 1697 amino acids. The record is from RefSeq and is a predicted model, not a curated record. Lineage: Eukaryota; Apicomplexa; Aconoidasida; Piroplasmida; Babesiidae. The transcript is spliced from 5 exons.